This is a messenger RNA of Cydia pomonella (codling moth), 1996 nucleotides long. Its product is annotated as thioredoxin domain-containing protein 9. Lineage: Eukaryota; Metazoa; Arthropoda; Insecta; Lepidoptera; Tortricidae. Gene Ontology annotation, biological process: microtubule cytoskeleton organization. Bases 165 to 806 code for a protein of 213 amino acids. The record is from RefSeq and is a predicted model, not a curated record. Gene Ontology annotation, cellular component: cytoplasm. The transcript has 6 exons.
CGUCAAUAUCACUGUCAGGAUUUAUUCUUUCCUUGAAACGGAGUUUCGUGACGUGAUUGUUUUCGUUAGUUACCGUUUUUUAUCAGUUAAUAAGUGAAAUUCAAUUGAAAAAAGUAUUCGGACGUCGAAUUUUUGACUUAUUCUUCCGUCUAAACUCAGCAAAGAUGGAGCAAGUGCUAUACAACGUGGCGCAGACCGUGGAAAAACAGCUGGACAGCGAGCUGGAGAGGCUAGAUGCGCUGGACAACAGUGACCUGGAGGCCAUCAGACAGCAGCGCCUCACCGAGAUGAAGCAGAGAGCCCAGAAGAAACAGGAGUGGCUCGCCAAUGGCCACGGCGAAUACACAGAGCUGGACGGCGAGAAAGAGUUCUUCAGCGUGUGUAACAAGUCCGAGAACGUCGUGUGUCACUUCUACAAGUCGGACUCGCCGCGCUGUCGCAUCGUCGACAUGCAUCUCAAGAUAUUGGCGAAGAAGCAUGUCGAGACGCGGUUUGUUAAGCUGGACGCUGAGCGGGCUCCCUUCCUGGCUGGCCGUCUGAAGAUCCGCGUGAUCCCCACCAUCGCGCUGGUGAAGAGCAACAAGACCAAGGACUUCAUCGUGGGGUUCACGGAGCUCGGCAACCGGGACGACUUCUCCACCGAGACCCUGGAGUGGAGGAUAGCGAGAUCAGCCCUGAUUGAGUACUCCGGUGACCUGACCGUGCCCCCGGAGGAAGCCCGAGCGCAGCGAAAGCUUCACCUGCAGAGCAAGAAGACCGUCCGCGGGCGACAAGACUCGGACUCCGAUGACGGCCUCAGCGACUGAUGCUCUACACUACAAUGGAUAUAGUUUUAAAUUAUAUGUGACCCGGUUAAAAGGCUUUGGCAAUUUUGUAUGUGAUGACACCUCACAACCAUACAUUCAUAUUGUAUAAAAUGGGCAAAGGUUUGACAGCUGCAGUAGGUGGCGCUGUAAUGCUACCGUGGUAGAAUUAUCAAAUGUUAACUUUUGACAACGAAAAGAAAAAAAGAAAAUGGUGGUGAUUUGAUUCCUUAAAUUUUAUUGAAAAAUAAAUUGUAUGGCAAUUAUAUUCAUCGUUUCGUCCCUUUCCAUCAUACCUAUACAUCGGAAAGGGACAAACGAUUAUUAGCGGCUUGUCAACUUUUAGUAGACGUUUAUGAAUAAGGGGGGUAAAAGUUUAAAAUUAAAUUAACGUUUAUUUCAAGCUAGUGGCUCAUAAAGUGUUAGUUAUGUACAAUAAAAUUUAAAAAACGAUGUUAGUAACAAUACAUAUUUUAACUAAAAUCACGAUUGUUCUACGUCACUGGGUUUGUGCACACACCAGUGCACAAUGUACGGACAGACAGUUCUGUCUGCAAUCACAGCUACAAAUCAAAGUGAAUUUGAAAUAGCGGUGGAUUGUCAAAGUAAACUUUGUGGCCACAGUAAAUUUACUGCCAUCUUUUGACACAUGAUUAAAACUUUUAGAACGCCAUUUGACUUUGAUCCUUAUUAUUUCACUGAUAUGUGUUAAAUUUGUUAAAUAUCAAAAAGUGGCGCCAUCUUACCGGGCAUCGGCUAAAGGUUGUGGCGCCAUCACUCGAAACGUUGCUGCUAUACCUUUGGCCUUUGAUCUAUUAGAUGGCGCCACUUUUUGAUAUUUAACAAAUUUCACACAUAUCAGUGAAAAAAUACGGAUUAAAGGCAAAUGGCGUACUAAAAGUUUCAAUCAUGUUUCAAAAGAUGGCAGUAAAUUUACCGUGGUCACAAAGUUUACUUUGACAAUCCACCUCUAUUUCAAAUUCUCUUUGGUUUGAAUGACCCUUGAUAUGCGCAAGUCUGUUCCAUUUAACAACAUGCAUUUAAAAUAACACAAAAAUACAAUAUAUUAAAAAUACCUUUCAACUCAUUAGAUUAAGUUUUGUGCCUUCAAAUGUGAAGUUGGGAAGAAUGUGUUUUUGUAUAAAAACAUCUUUCAAAUUUAUUUUUAUUUAAAUAUAUUCAAUUUUUUUUUA